Megalobrama amblycephala (Wuchang bream) is the source of this 6411-nucleotide messenger RNA. It is a transcript of the gene raph1b, whose product is annotated as Ras association (RalGDS/AF-6) and pleckstrin homology domains 1b. Lineage: Eukaryota; Metazoa; Chordata; Actinopteri; Cypriniformes; Xenocyprididae. Gene Ontology annotation, biological process: signal transduction. Gene Ontology annotation, cellular component: cytosol; plasma membrane. The record is from RefSeq and is a predicted model, not a curated record.
GCUCUUGCACCAGUAGCGGCCUGCUGGUGUGCUCUUGGGAAGAGAGGGGCGAUUCACGCACCUCCUUAUGACCGGCUGAUUGGUCGAGCGCUGAAUCUGGGCAGGACAGGAAACGGGACGCGAGGAACGCUCAGCAAUCUCCGUUCUCCGGGAGAGAGAAUGGGAGAGGAAACCGAAAUGUGUCAGUAGGAGACUAGAAGGAUUGAAUCGGGUGAAUUAAUAAUUUGCCCUUUUUGGUACAUAUUCGGCGCUAUUAACCACCAGGGACGUGGGAUAUUUAUCUUAAGUACUCUUGUACAUAAUUGUCGGCUGUUUUCAUUACAUAGAAGAAUUGCAAAGCUCUUAUCCGCUGGCCAAUAAGUUAACCUAUUGGGCACUUUGAACAGACUGAAAGAGGGCAACACUGUACCAAAGCAGAUAUGGAGCAGGUAUCAGAUGAUGAGCUGGAUCAUGCUGCUGAAGAAGACAGUGAUAAGGAGGAUCAGGAUCUGGACAAGAUGUUUGGUGCCUGGUUGGGAGAACUAGACAAACUCACACAGAGUUUGGAUGAUGGGCGUCCUGAAAAAGUACAGAAAGCUCCUCUCAGACAAGAAACAAACCUUGCCAAUUUCUCCUACCGUUUCUCUAUGUACAACAUCAAUGAAGCCAUUAACCAGGGUGAGACGGUGGACCUGGAUGCUCUCAUGGCUGACCUGUGUUCAAUAGAACAAGAGCUCAGCAAACCCAUAAGCAAGGCCUCAGACGGCAAAUCCAGACAGAGGCCGACGGGCCGCUCAGCCAGCACCAAACACACCGGAGGGGGCAGCAGCGGAGGAAGCACCAGCAGCAGCACCCGAGCUUCUCCCGCCUCCACCGUACGUGGUGGCAGCAGCCAGUCACGGCCCCUGGCCUCCAACUUUUCCCUGGAUGACAUCACCGCUCAGCUAGAAAAGGCGUCCCUGAGCAUGGAUGAGGCAGCAAAACAGACUUCUGAAUCUUCCUCAUCAUCCUCCUCCUCACAUUCAUCUGCUACUCUCCCACACCCGCCUUCUAACUCACAUCAUCGCCGUACAGGAUCGGUUGGUACGGUCAGCGACCAGGAAGUGCGCUCGAUCGGUCAUUCAUCCAGGUCAAGCGUCAACUCUGCCUCGGCGUCCAGCAUGGACUCUUUGGAUAUUCGAGGGCAGGAGAAUGAGGCACAGUCACAGAAUCAGAACCAAAGCCAGACUAGCACAGAGCAUGUCUCACUGCGAAGGGCCAAUGGUAAAGCUACCAGACGGCAACUUGACUUCACCUCACAGGAGGGGGAGGUGGAUCAAAGGACUCACUCGUAUCUGGACAGGGAGACCUCUCUGAUUCUGAAAAACAUUGCAGGAAAACCCUCUCACCUGCUGACCAAGGAGGAGCAGGCUGCCAAAGCGAAGGCUGAGAAAAUCCGUGUGGCACUAGAGAAAAUUAAAGAAGCCCAGGUGAAAAAGUUGGUGAUACGUGUACACAUGUCAGAUGAGAGCUCAAAGACCAUGAUGGUGGACGAGAGGCAGACAGUCAGGCAGGUGCUGGAUAGUCUGCUGGAUAAAUCUCACUGUGGUUACAGUCCAGACUGGGCCCUGGUCGAGACCAUACCUGAGCUACAGAUGGAGAGAAUAUUUGAAGACCAUGAGAACCUUGUGGAGAACUUGCUCAACUGGACAAGAGACAGUCAGAACAAACUCAUGUUUAUUGAGCGGAUUGAAAAGUAUGCACUAUUCAAAAACCCACAGAACUAUUUACUUGGGAGGAAGGAGACCUCUGAGAUGGCAGACAGAAACAAGGAGGCACUGCUGGAGGAAUGUUUUUGUGGAAGCUCAGUGUCUGUUCCUGAAAUUGAAGGAGUACUGUGGUUGAAAGAGGAUGGUAAAAAGUCUUGGAAGAAGCGCUACUUUCUGCUGAGGGCAUCUGGCAUCUAUUUUGUGCCGAAGGGCAAAGCUAAGGCUUCCAGGGAUUUGGUGUGCUUCCUGCAGUUGGACCAUGUUAAUGUUUAUUAUGGUCAGGACUACCGGAGCAAGUACAAGGCCCCCACUGACUACUGCCUGGCCCUCAAGCACCCUCAGAUCCAGAAGAAAUCACAAUAUAUCAAAUACCUGUGCUGUGAUGAUGUUAGAACUCUACACCAAUGGGUCAAUGGAAUUCGUAUUGCUAAGUAUGGGAAGCUAUUGUAUGUGAACUACCAGGAAGCCAUGAAGCGAACUGAGGCUGCCUAUGACUGGUCUUCUCUCUCCAGCACCAGCAUCAAGUCAGGAACAAGCUCAGUCAGUAUACCUGAGUCACAGUCAAACCACUCUAGCCAGACAGACAGUGGUAUGUCUGAUGGCACUUCGUCCUCCCAUGCCCGUUCCCAGAGUGUGGUUAGUUCAAUCUUCUCUGAGGCCUGGAAGAGAGGGACUCAAAUAGAGGAGAGCACAAAGGCAAGACCAGAAUCAAUCCGUUCUACCCAUUCAAGCCAUAGCACCCAUUCUUCUCAUCAUGUGCCUCAACAGCAGCAUCCACACCAACAGCAGCAUCCACACCUACAGCAACAGCCACAUGCACUUUCAAUUCCACAGUCACGUGGAAGUGUCCAUCAGGCUCCGACACAGACACUGACACAGGCACCACCCCAAGCAACUCCAGCCCCGCCACCUCCUCCUCCUCCUCCUCCUCCUCCUCCACCACCUCCCCCACCCCCUCCUAUUUCCAGUAUCCCCCACCAUUCCACUCCUACCAUGUUUGCCAAAUACAGCACUAUCACCCGCCUGCAGAAUGCCUCUCAGGCUACCACAAGUCACCACAAGCCUCAGCCUCAAAUCCAGCAGCAAGUGCCACCAGUCCCACCGGCAUCCAAACCACAAUCAAACAAUAUUCCACCAGGGGCUAACAUCCCACCUCCUCCUCCUCCACCUCCACCUGCCCCAAUGCCUCCGCCGGGAUCAGCCAUGGCUGUUUUGAAGCUCGGUCCUCCAGCCCCGGCAGCAGUUUUACAGUCCUCCCCUCCUCCCCCCUCACCUCCAGCACCAUCUCCUCCUCCCCCCAUAAUGCAUAUGCAGUCACAGCCUCUACCACCUCCUCCUCCCAUAAUGCCCAUGCAGUCACAGCCUCUACCACCUCCUCCUCCCAUAAUGCCCAUGCAGUCACAGCCUCUACCACCUCCUCCUCCCAUAAUGCCCAUGCAGUCACAGCCUCUACCACCUCCUCCUCCCAUAAUGCCCAUGCAGUCACAGCCUCUACCACCUCCUCCUCCCAUAAUGCCCAUGCAGUCACAGCCUCUACCACCUCCUCCUUCCAUAAUGCCCAUGCAGUCGCAGCCUCUACCACCUCCUCCUCUCAUAAUGCCCAUGCAGUCACAGCCAUUACCACCUCCUCCACCCAUAGUGCCAAUCCAAUCACACCCUUUACCACCUCCUCCACCCCCUCUCCAGGCUAAUGGUCUUCCCCCUCCUCCACCCCCCUCUACAGUCCAGGCACCUUUCAAAACCAGUUGUCUCAAGCAGGUUUUUGCCAACAAAUUUCCCAAUGUACCCCAGGAGUUCUUGCCCUCAGCCAAUCAGACCCCUUCUCCUCCACCUCCUCCACCACCACUCCCACCACCUGCACCUACACUCACUCCUCAACAGCAUAUUGCUCCAGCUCCAAAUCCACCACCGCCACCACCACCUCCACCACCAGGCCCAAUACAACAGCCAAUUCAACCAGCAGUUUUACCCAAAACUUUCACUGGUGGAUUUCUACACCAAACAGCACCCAAAACUUCAUGUGGCAUUCUUCCAGUAUCACCAGUAGCUCCAUCACCUCAAGCUCCAACCACCACAUCCCCCCCUCCUCCUCCUCCUCCUCCUCCUCCUCCUCCACCUCCAGCACCAUUGAAGAACCAACCCCCACCAACACUACCCAAGCAGCACAGCAUUUCCAAGACACUGCCCCUCGCCAGCCAAACCUCAACAGUGCCAUCUCUGGUUAAGCAGCUUGCUAGCCAGUUUCCUGUUGCAUCUCCUGCAGUGACCAAUCAAGUGGAGAGUCACAAAGCUCCCCAGUCUCCACCUGCAGUGAAGGCUAAACCGAAAUGGCAGCCUGUAGGUCAAGGCCAGCAGCAACAGCGAUCACCUGAGUUUCCACCACCUCCACCAGAGAGUACCCUUGCUUUUCCUUCACCACCACCUCCACCACCACCACCACCUCCUCCUCCAGGUCCUACCCCCCCUCCUCCCCCUCCUCCUCCUCCUCCAAUGUCAGGCUCGCCUAUCAGAAAGUCCCCCUCUGGCUCAUCUACAGGUGUCAAGAAACCUCCACCGACUCCUCAACGCAACUCCAGCGUGAAGUACAAUGCGUCUGUGGAGUACCAGGAGUCCCGCAGGAACUUGGUGAGCAAGUUUAACCCUAGUUCUGCUUCUUCAUCAACAUCAACCUCCAGUAUCUCACCCUCCAAAGAGUUUUCUACAGGCCCACGGGCACCCCCCAAACCAGGGAAGCUCAAUCUGGCAAAUCUGCCUUUGGCUUUGCAGAACAAAAUGAAUCAGAACCGCCAAUCAACUGCAGACUUCCCAUCCCCUCCACCCCCAGAUAAUGAAUUCUUCCCUCCUCCCCCACUGGAGUCUGACCUCCCUCCACCGCCACCCCUUCCAGGUGAUCCAAAUGGUGUCUCUCCGAAAAUAGCCGUGGUCAAUCCUCAGCCCCAGCCUGCUUGGGGCAAGAGUUCCCUGAAGAAGACGCAACCUCCAGCGUCACUUCGCUGUAACAACACUGUUAGAGAGUCUCCACCACUCUCACCACCUUCCAUACAAGGGGGCCCUAUUCCCCCAUCUUCUCCCAAAGGCACCACACAGCCCAACUUCUUGGAGGACCUUAACAAGACACUGAAACGCAAGUCUUCGCGAGUCUUGGGAGACAAAGUGGACCCUGUGGCCACAAUGGAUGACAUGGCUUUGCCACCACCUCCCCCUGAGCUUUUGCAUGACCAACAGAGGCACAGUGGUAGUGGUUUCAUGUCCGGGAAUAUCUCAGGCUAUGCAACGCUACGGAGAGGGCCGCCUCCAGCCCCACCCAAGCGGGACCACAGCACCAAACUAACAAACUAAGACAACUUCACCUUUUCUUGGACACUUUUGCUUGCUAAUUUCAUGUCUGUCCCAUAUAGUUGUAGAGGGGAAGCCAUUAUUUUGUUAAUAUGCUCAGCUUAUUCUGUACAAAACAACUCAAGAAGUUUCAGCUUUACUGUGACUUUGUGACAGUGCAUCAGUUCCAGUUUCAAACAACUGUGAUUUCACUUCAACAGCUUGGUACUGCAUGGAAGACAAAACUGCAUCAAAAAAAAAAAAAAAUUUAAUCGUAUUGAUUUUUGGGAAGACGAAUGUUUUGAACUUUGAGGUUGGGUGGGAUUUUUAAUUUUGAUUUUAUAUUGUUUUUAUAUUAUUGAUUAUUUAAUAAUCUGAAGAGAUUUCGUUAUUUUAGACUGAAGUUUUUUUUAAAAAAGAUAAUUGGACUGUUAUUGAUGUUUGAGGAAUUUUAGAUGGGUAGGUCGACAUAGACUGUGUGUUUGGUUGGUAUAUUAGUUCGGCACCAUUUAUGUGGCAGAUCCAGUGCUCAGUGGAUGCAUCUAUUCUGAUCACUAUUAUUCUUUGAGCCACUUUUAAGUGUGUUUUAAUUGUAAUUGUCAAAAUUGUAACAUGAAGGAUGAGUUGUUCAGGGAGUUGCCUCAAUGUCUAGUUCUGUGAGACUGUGGAAUGUUUGCUUUUUUUUUUAUUAGACCUGUUUAAAUUGUAGAUAUUCUCAUUUGCUGCAGUAUCUUUGUCUAGGUAAAACAAAUGACUGCCUUGCUGUUCCUUGUUAGUCCUUACUUCCUCUGGUGAACAUUCAAGCUGACUUUUACAAAUUGUUCACCUAUGAAGAGAUGGACUUUUAAGUCAUGUGACUGAAUGACACAAUCAUUAUUCACAUAGAUUUAUCUUAUAUCCUGUAUUAUAACCUGUAUUAUUGGCUCAUGAAUACAGCCAUGCCUUAAAAAGAUUUUAGAACAUGCGUAUCAAAAUAUUAUCACCUUACAAGAAAAGGCCAUUAAAAAGUUACAUAUCCGUUAGUUUUACCUGUCAAAGGAUUCUAGCUGAUUUCCCCAUUCAGGCAUGACAUGCAACUUCAGAAUCUUACAGUAAGCACCAAUCUCUAAUGGCUCUAUAAGAGCUACUUCGCAUAUGUACAGACAAGUAUGCAUAUCUCAUGUCCACAUUUCUUUUUGAAGAAUUUGUUUAUUGAAUGUAUUUACAAUAUCAUGAAACUUUUCAGGUUGUUGAGAAGUGACUAAAUGAAGUUAAUAUUAAAUUAUUAUAGUAUCCGGUCUUGAUCCAUUUAAGGUCUACGAACAUCAUGCUCUGCAUAUCUCUCUGCAAAAUGUGUCAUUUAAAAUGAAAUUAUACAUGUUGAUAUCCA